GUUUACGUGUAGGCCCCGCCCAAACCGGAAGUGGCGAAAUGCUUAAGGGGCGCCUGGCGCGAGUGGAGAGGAUACUAUUGCUUGUUUUUUUUAUUUUUCUCCCCGAACAUUAUGUACGUAAUAAAUAUACAAGACAUCGUCGUUAAUGAGAUAUAGUUACAGGAAGCCGUUACAGUUUUUCCCCAUACAGUGCUUCCUGUCAUGUAGCCGCGUGCACGUUUUAAGAAGUCAGCCGCGGGAAAGUUUGUUCGCCUUUUAGCUUCUUCCUAAGUAUCCGAGCUAACAGAAUAGCAAGAGAAAAGUGUCCCAGUGCCUCAAAACACGCAGAAAACCUGGACUCUGCGGGGGUUUUUUAAAAUUUGUUUUCUUUGAGCAAUAUUCCUGUCGGAGGAAGAAGAAAACAGCUGUGUGCAAAAACAUUCUCUAGAUUUCUCUUCGGCUGUUUCCAGGAGCUGCCAUGUCUAUGAGGUUCAAGUCAGAGGCUGAACCGAUAGCUAUAACCAGUGCAGCUCAGCGUAAGUCUGAAGUAAAGCAGGUGAAAAAGCCUCUGAAAUCGCUGGUGGACCCCUUGCUGCUGGCGCCAGAGCUGCUUGCUGGGUUGGGGCAGUACGUAUGCAGCGUGUGUGGCGACACGUUUGCGUCUCUGGCCCAAUUGGCCAGACACGUGCAGUUCCACGAUCGCGACCGGCCAUUUCCAUGCGCCGUUUGCGGCAAGCGCUUCCUAAGCCGCAGCCACCACGACGAACACCAGCGAGUGCACACGGGGGAGCGGCCGUUCCCCUGCGAUCGCUGCGAGCGCUCCUUCACCACCCACCACAACCGCAAACGCCACCAGCUGAUCCAUGACAAGGAGGAGGCAUACCGUUGCACCGUGUGUGGCGUGCUCUUCUGCCAGGACCACCAGCUCGGCAACCUCAGUGGCAUCAUCCGCGUGCUCAAGCAGCAAGAAGGCACAAAAACACGGCGCAAUGUGGGACUCAAAACUAAGAUCAAGCUCGAACCAGGUUCUACAAACGAACAGGAGGAAAAUGUCAAAAAGAAGCAUAAACAGCAGCAUUCCCAUUUUGAAGAAGACUAUUCCCGUUUUCCUCAGCAAGAAGACAGAACCUCAUUCCAUGCUGACGUCCUGCAGGUUCCUAACAAGAAAGAGCCACAUGUUUCUGAAGCGUUGCACAGAGCAAGUCCAAGGAUAAAGAAGAUUGCCUAUGACAUGGAGGUUAUCCUGUAACCACUGGUUACUGACAUUAAGCCCUGUCCUGCAUAUUGUAGUGUUUUCCCUGCUUCCAACACACCUAUGCAGCUAAUUAAAGCGAUUGAACUGAGUGUGUCGGACUAGCAGAACACUAAUAUGUGCAGGACAGCAGGUUCUCCAGGACCAGGGCUGGUGCUUUACAGCGGUGCUUAUGAUGAUGAAUGUCUGGUGCAUCGUAAUUCUCCAAAAUGGGAUAAAAACGGUGAUUAAUACAAAAGCAAGAUAAACAUUUAGCUGUAUCAUUAUUUGCUUGUAUUGAAAAUGACUAAACUUUAUACAAUACUUCAACGCUGUGACACAAAUAUAAAUGAAUUGACUGACUACAAUUCAUCUCGUUUUUUUUUCACCCACAUUUUUACAACACUGAUCAUUUUGAUUUCAUACUUAUUACCUUUGUAUUUGCUUUUUCUUUUCUUACACACAUGAAACGGAUCUUAUUUCUCCAAAAUAAUGUGUGACAUACUAAUGUUUAGUUAAAUUGACUUAUUAUAUCUUGCACAGAAUUCCAUAUUCAGCUACUAUGAUCGAUAUGCCAAGGCCGCCAAGUGUGAUAUCAUGUAGAACUCUGACAUAUCAAAAUAAAUUCAGUUUAUA
Messenger RNA from Hemibagrus wyckioides, 1846 nucleotides. Its product is annotated as gastrula zinc finger protein XlCGF44.2-like. Lineage: Eukaryota; Metazoa; Chordata; Actinopteri; Siluriformes; Bagridae. The transcript is spliced from 2 exons. The record is from RefSeq and is a predicted model, not a curated record. Bases 458 to 1228 code for a protein of 256 amino acids.